CUCCCACGCAGGCGUAUCCGGUUAUGUACUCCGGCCCGACGCCCUUCCCUGCUGCUGCACCUGCCCCUGGAUCGGGGUCCUACACCACGCUCGGGCCCUUUGCUGCUGCCCCGUAUGCGACUCCUGGAUCGGCAAACUACCCCACGCCGGCGCCCUUUCCUGCUGCUCCAACACUGCUGCCGGGGCCCUCUAGCUGGGAUCAGCAGGCCUUGUUUCACCAGGCCUACAGCAACGUCGCGACCCAACACCCCAACAGCGCCACCGACUGGAUAAUGGAUUCAGGCGCCUCUUCACACGUCACAGGUCAGCAAGGAUCUCGCCAGCAGGACGGUUCUCAUGCGCUCCAAUAGCCCAGGUCCACUCUACCCCUUCCAUGGUGAUUCGGAGCACACCACGAUGGCUCUCUCCGUUGCGGUCGACGGCGAUACCUGGCACAAACGGCUUGGUCACCCCGGCCACGCUACUCUCUCACGUCUUUCUCGUGAUUUUAUUCAACUUUGUAAUAAACCGGC
This is a messenger RNA of Triticum aestivum (bread wheat), 512 nucleotides long. RefSeq lists its product as uncharacterized. The coding region runs from base 24 to 350 and encodes 108 amino acids. Lineage: Eukaryota; Viridiplantae; Streptophyta; Magnoliopsida; Poales; Poaceae. The record is from RefSeq and is a predicted model, not a curated record. The transcript has 2 exons.